This is a messenger RNA of Diospyros lotus (date-plum), 2275 nucleotides long. RefSeq lists its product as uncharacterized. Gene Ontology annotation, molecular function: catalytic activity; DNA binding. Gene Ontology annotation, biological process: DNA repair. Gene Ontology annotation, cellular component: nucleus. The record is from RefSeq and is a predicted model, not a curated record. The transcript is spliced from 4 exons. Lineage: Eukaryota; Viridiplantae; Streptophyta; Magnoliopsida; Ericales; Ebenaceae. Bases 496 to 1965 code for a protein of 489 amino acids.
GAGAAGUAAACAACUUUAGGCCGCUUAUCCCAGUCUGUUGGGUCUCUCUCUCUCUCUCUCUCUCUGAAAUCGCAAGAAGGGGACUAGGGUUUCCAGCCGCCGCCGACCAUCUCUGACACUCCUCCAGUCUCCGAUCAACCCGACGCCGGCCGUAUUCCUCCUCUCCGUUCUUCGCUCAGCCCGACGCUACCAUCUCCGUCACUGCCGAACAUCUCCCUCCUCUCCAUUCUUCUCUCAGCCCGAAGCUUCCGUCUCCCGGGCCGCCGACGAUCUUCCUCCUCUCCGUUCGCUCUUUCCGACGUCACUAUAUCCAGCACGGCUAACCUCCUCCGGCUACUGCACCGCUCUGUCAUAUCCAUUCUCCUUGGAUCUGCGCCCUCCCUCAUCUGCUCGGAGGAGGAUCUUCAUCGAGGAAGAGGAAACGGAAGAGGAAGAGGAGGAGCAUUCAACUGAAGAAGAAAUCGACUCCCAAUCACGACGAGCAAAAAUCCACUAAUGCCAAAACACACACCCUUUGGGGUGGCCUUCAGCUCCAAUGUACGUGAAGAUGAGCAAGAGAGUCCAAGAAAUGUUAGGGUAAAGACAAUAAUUUGCAAUUCUUCUAUUGGAAUUGGAAAACAACUUAUAUCUCCCAUUCCUUCCAAUCAUAUUGAAUCUAAUGCCUCUUUGCUCUCAUUGCAUGAUGAUCAUGGCAAGAUGAAGCCAAGAAUGGACAUUGGAGACUUUAAUUCCCCAGUGGGACUGGCAAAUGCUAUGGAGGAGAAGACUGGCCUACUCACUUCUCCUGCUGCAGGAAACACUAUUACUGAUAAUCCACCCAUUGAUGUUGCCUUCAAGAGGCCUUUGUUUGAGGAUGUACUCUCGCAAUUUAUAUUCACUGGUAGCAGCCAUCCCAAUGGGCAAGACAAGAAUCUUUUCAAGUCACAGGUUCUCUGUCCUUGCACUGAAAGGACUGCAAUUAGAGAAAACAGGGACAUGGAGGACAAUAGACAGAAGAGAGCAGAGUCUCUCAUUGUUGCUAAGCAGAAGAUCUAUACAUCCAUUUCUUCUGAUAAUGAUCAAACUGCAGCAAAUGCAGUUGGGAAUGCAACUUUCAUUUCACAAAGCGUUUAUGAAAAGCCAGGAAGGGGUAAGGAAAAAGUGAAUGAGAAAACAGGUGAAAAGGUCUCGUCCAAGAAAACAAGAAAAGAUAUGAGGGGUCAGAAGAAUUGUCGUCGACAAGUUGUGGUUUCUGGUUACUUCAAUACUUCUAAAGGGGAAGUAAUAGCGCCAUGUCAGGAGAAUAACAUAAAAAUCAAACAGACCAAACAAAGAAUGGAGUAUUGUCCCAAAAAAUUAAGGGUUUCCCCCUACUUUCACAGGGAAUCACUUGAGGAAGGCAAUGCAGUUUCUGACUCUAUGGACAUUGAGUACAUUGUAUUGCCAACAAGGGCCCAAAGAGAAGCAUUAGUUAGGCCUGUACUUUCUGCUCACCAGAGGCGAGAUGAGGCUUAUAAAAGAAGAACACCAGAUAACACAUGGAAGCCACCACGCUCUGAUUUCAAUCUCCUCCAAGAGGAUCAUGCCUAUGAUCCUUGGAGGGUCUUGGUGAUAUGUAUGCUUCUUAAUCAGACAACAGGUCUGCAGGUCAGAAAUGUUAUAUAUGAGCUCUUCAGUUUAUGCCCAAAUGCAAAGGCUGCUACAGAGGUUGCUCCUGAGGAGAUAGAAAAAGUAAUAAAAACCUUAGGUUUACAGAAAAAGAGGUCUCUAAUGAUUCAGCGGUUCUCUCAGGAAUAUUUGGGUCAAAGCUGGACUCAUGUGACUCAACUGCAUGGUGUUGGCAAGUAUGCAGCGGAUGGGUAUGCAAUAUUCUGUACCGGGAAGUGGGAGCGCGUGAGGCCAACAGAUCACAUGCUAAAGAAGUACUGGGAAUUUCUGUGUAGUAACAAACACAGAUUAGACAGCCCUAAGUUAGACCGGUCAUGAUUAAUGUUAAUGUUUGUCCAAGACAGACUGAUGAUGUACAUUCAUCAAUCUCUUCUAUCUGAUGAUUUAUGCAGGGCCAGGAGUCUUGUAGUACCAACCCUUCGUUUUGUAAUUCACUCACUCACUCCUGGUAAACCUCAUCUUGUUUUGUCUGGUCUGGUCUAGCAGGAAUCGUUAACUAGGUAUCUUCUGUAAAAUAAGAUAAAGUAGUAGAAGCAUUGAAGAGGUCUUGUUUUUGCAUUUGGUUCUUAAUUGAAGUGAAUAUGUGCUACCAAGAUGUGUAUAUAUAUGCUUAUUAGCGUAUUGCUUC